Molecule: messenger RNA, 751 nt
Organism: Seminavis robusta
Lineage: Eukaryota; Bacillariophyta; Bacillariophyceae; Naviculales; Naviculaceae
Source: the annotation of a GenBank genome assembly
CUUGCGGGGUUGCGAACCUUACUCUGUCUGCUCACAAUUAGUAUCACAAAACUACCAUAGCUACUCAAAUACCUACCUACUAGAAAAAGUAACCAUGGCAUUCCUGGCUCUUCUACCUACCGCCUCUUGCUACAUUAUCGUCACGGACAAUGCAGCAGGGAGAUGCUAUCAACAUCAGCAACAGCAGCAAGCUACCAUUCCUGAGCCACCUACCAGCCCCAUCAGUACUAGUAGGUGGGAAAGCAUUCCCUCCCCCACGCUCCGCCAAAGAGGGCGUAGGUCCACACCUUCAGCCUCUUGCAGUCGCUGGGAAAGUUUGCCUUCCGAGAAUCGGCUGCGCAGCAUGAGUCCUCCCCAUUGCCCCCAGCACCUGGAUUGUUCUUCUUGUGCUGCUGCUCAGCAUCAUAGCACCGAUUCCCUACCUAGCAUGCCCCUACGAGCAGCUUGCUGCAAGCGACACAGUACGGGAAGCUUUGUCCCCAAUGCGGCAAUGAUUAGCAAGCUCCAAAAGAACUUUCAAAGAAAGCAGGUAGUGGCACAGGCGUUGCAAGAACUGGAAGACAACAUUCUAGCAACUGGAAUCGCCGUACUAAAUGUACAGGAAAACAAGCCACAAGAACCAGAAGAAACAGAAACCCAGGGGCAAGUCUAACUUCACAGUUUUUAGUACGCUACAGACAUGCAUUGUAAACUAGAAUCAUCGAAUCAGCUGGCUAUCUACCUAUAAUAAAGAGCAAAUUCUUGACAGACC